Molecule: messenger RNA, 705 nt
Organism: Arachis stenosperma
Lineage: Eukaryota; Viridiplantae; Streptophyta; Magnoliopsida; Fabales; Fabaceae
Exons: 1
Coding region: 1-705 (234 amino acids)
Source: RefSeq, a predicted model, not a curated record
AUGAGAAGACGAAACGACACGAUCAUCUACUCCCGCGGCAGACCAACCCGCCGAGCGGCAAGAGGUCACGAAGACGGGGAAGGAAGAACCGAGAGGACACGACAACCCGUGAUAAUGGGCGUCACCCCGUUCCACCGAUCUAUCCUCGAGGUCCGGUUACCGAAACACUUCGACAAACCAACGGACAUGAGGUACGACGGAACUCAAGACCCCCUAGAACACCUCACGGCCUUUGAGGCCAGGAUGAAUCUGGAGGGAGUGGGGGACGAAGUAAGAUGCCGCGCCUUCCCGGUAACCCUAGCAGGGCCAGCGAUCAGAUGGUUUAACGGCCUCCCACAAGGUUCCAUAUACAGCUUCUCAGACAUCAGCCGUGCAUUCCUGGCCCAAUUUACAACGCGGAUCGCGAAGGCCAAGCACCCUAUCAACCUUCUAGGGGUAACACAGAGACAAGGAGAACCGACGAGGAGGUACUUAGAUCGGUUCAACGACGAAUGCUUGGAAAUCGACGGCUUAACCGACUCGGUGGCCAGUCUUUGCCUAACGAACGGCCUCCUCAACGAGAACUUCCGAAAACACCUUACCACGAAACCGGUUUGGACGAUGCAUGAGAUCCAGACGGUAGCCAAGGAGUACAUAAAUGACGAGGAAGUCAGCCGAGUCGUGGCUGCCAAUAAGCGGCAGUCCGGUUACAGCCAAGCCCGGUAA